AUGUCUUCUCUGUCGGGAGCCGACGGAGAGGACUUGCUUCUGGACUUGGAAAGAAAAAAAGAACUGGCGUUGAAAGGGUGGCGCGGGAGCCGCAAAACGCGGCCUCUGGGGUGUACGUACACCCCAGCGGUGCCGCCGGGGUGUACGUACACCCCGGGCGCGCCGACGGGGUGUACGUACACCCCAGAACAGGCCGCGCAUGCAGCUCGCGAGAGCUUCUCUCCACUUUCUUUUUGUUUCAAUCCGAAUCCGGAGUUCAGCAAAAAGGACCACGAGGCGCUGCUGCAGCAGGCCUGCAGCCAGCUGCAGCAAGUCCUCAAAAACCCUUCUUCUUGCCUCGCGCUGCAGUUCAAUCUCGAAGCAAUUUCCAAACUUCUUCCUUUUUUAAAUGAACACAAAAACUUCCAAACCCUCAAGUCCCACCAAGUCUGCAACAGGCUGCUCCUUUCCCACCUCACCGCCGCCGUUCUCCACGCCGUCGCCGAACAAAAAGUCCCUUUCUCUGCACAAGCUGUCAGCGCCAUCACCACUUACAUUGAAAUGCUCACUGAGGCCCUUUACGCCAUGCGGGAUUCCCACUUGCUGGAGCGGAUAAACACGGAGGACGCGAGCGAGGGUUUAGGGUUUAGGACCGCGGAAAAUGCUGCAAUAAACCCUCAGUGCCUUUACCCCUUCACUCUGGCCAGCCGCUGCGGGCUGCGAGCUGGGGGUCCCUGGCCUUCGCUGUGGAGCAGCAGCUGGGAGCCUUCUUACUGCAGCUGGAGCAGCAGCAUCACGCAAAGUGCUGCAGCUGCUGCUACUGCUGCUGCUGCUGCAGUAGGAGCCGAAGGCCCCAGCAGCAGCAACGGCAGCAGCCAGGAGCAGCAGACACGCUCCCAAACCAACAGCACGGGCAGACAAACGCCCCCAGAAAGUACCUACAGCAACGACCAGCAGCGGCAGCAGCAGCAGCACAACGGGCAUUCGUACUAUCAGCAGCAGCAGCAGCAGCAACAGCUGCACCAGUGGAGGAACUCGCGCUCGCCGAGUGUAUUUGCGUCUUCUCGCGCUGCCUCUCCAGCAGCACCAGCAGCAGCAGCAGCAGCAGCAAGGGGCCCUGGUUCAACCCGAAGCCACCAAAGAAGAGAAAAUGGCGCAAGAAACAAGCAGCAGCAGCAGCAGCAGCAGGAAGAAAACACUCCACUUCACAGGCACUGGAAAGGCUCCGUUAUUCCCUGUUGGCGGCCCGGAUGCAAAAAGGAUUUGCCGCAAGGGUUUACUCUAAACCCUGACACUCUCAAGAUGCACUACUGCCCGGGAUGCUACAUUGCCUCUUACUGCAGCCUUCGCUGCCGAAAGCUGCACUACGUCAAAGGCCAUUCCGAGGUUUGCUGCUAUUUCCGCCGCCCCCCCACAUUUCUGCGUUUUCAGCUGCUGCCGCAUCUGUUUCCGACCCAGCCGAAAUAUUUUAUUCUAAAUUCUUUUUUUGACAUUAAUUUUCCCCUCUUCACUCCUCAAGGGGAGCUGGAGGACUUCCAGCCCAUCUUCUAG
Molecule: messenger RNA, 1530 nt
Organism: Eimeria tenella
Lineage: Eukaryota; Apicomplexa; Conoidasida; Eucoccidiorida; Eimeriidae
Exons: 6
Coding region: 1-1530 (509 amino acids)
Source: RefSeq, a predicted model, not a curated record